GGAGCAUGGAAGCAUUCACAGGUUUUUACUCUCAGAGGUGCGUAUAUCAGAUCCCUCGUAUGUGUGUGAGCUGUGUUGACUACCAUUACUCAUUUUCCCUUGUUCUCAAUUAUGUCUGAGAAGAUGGCUCUGCAGAUCCCCAGAGGCCUUUGGACAGCAGCUGUGAUGGUCAUGCUGAUGCUGCUGAGCAUCCCGAAGGCUGAGGGCAGAGACUCUCCACAGGAUUUCGUGGUCCAGGAUAAGUUCCUGUGCUACUUCACCAACGGGACGGAGCGGGUGCGGCUUGUGCACAGAGACAUCUAUAACCGGGAGGAGAUCGCGCGCUUCGACAGCGACGUGGGGAACUACGUGGCGCUGACGCCGCUGGGGCGGCCGGACGCCGAGUACUGGAACAGCCAGAAGGACAUCCUGGAGGAGAAGCGGGCCUAUGUGGACACGGUGUGCAGACACAACUACCGGAUUGAGGAGCGCUUCACGGUGCAGCGGCGAGUGGAGCCUGAAGUGACCAUCUCUCUGGCCAAGACAGAGACCCUAAACCACCACAACCUGCUGAUCUGCUCAGUGACAGAUUUCUAUCCAGGCCAAGUCAAAGUCCGGUGGUUUCGGAAUGACCAGGAGGAAACAGCUGGCGUUGUGUCCACUCCCCUUAUUAGGAAUGGGGACUGGACCUUCCAGAUCCUUGUGAUGCUGGAAAUGACUCCCCAGCGUGGAGAUGUCUACACCUGCCGUGUAGAGCACCCCAGCCUCCGGAGCCCCAUCACAGUGGAGUGGCGCGCGCAGUCUGAAUCUGCCCAGAGCAAGAUGCUGAGUGGUGUCGGAGGCUUUGUGCUGGGGCUGAUCUUCCUUGGGCUGGGCCUUAUCAUCCAUCAUAGGAACCAGAAAGGACCUCAUGGAACUCCACCAACAGGGCUCCUGCACUGACUCCUGAGGAUAUUUUGACUGGGAUUGCUUCUUGUUCUUCUGUAAUGUCUGCCUCAUCAUUGCUCAGAGUCCUAGCCGCCUGAGUCUGCCUGGUCCCCCUAGGAGAUCUGAGUCCUUCAGUGGUUCUGGCACAGCUGCCAGGUCACCUCCUAUGACCCUUGCCCCAGGGACCUUGCUGUGUGCACUGACCCAGGAGCCUCUGCCCUGUGUGCUGCCAGCUACAUCUCUGCAGACCCCAUGGACUUUUCUGUUUCUGUUCCCCCCACAGACGGCUCAAGAGAUACACAGUGAACCCAUUUAACCCAUUAAGCUUUUUUCACAAUUAAACAUAAUUAUGAAUUA
Trichechus manatus latirostris (Florida manatee) is the source of this 1263-nucleotide messenger RNA. RefSeq names its product boLa class II histocompatibility antigen, DQB*0101 beta chain-like. Gene Ontology annotation, biological process: immune response; antigen processing and presentation. The transcript is spliced from 6 exons. NCBI's taxonomy places the organism in Eukaryota, Metazoa, Chordata, Mammalia, Sirenia, Trichechidae. Gene Ontology annotation, cellular component: MHC class II protein complex; membrane. The record is from RefSeq and is a predicted model, not a curated record. Bases 112 to 921 code for a protein of 269 amino acids.